UCACAAACUUGUGUUCAACUGCAUGACCAAGAAAUAACACGACUUAAAUCAAGCGCAUACACUGCAAGGGCUUAGUUAGUAACUUCAGUUUGGACUUUUCCCUAUCAGGCCUGAAAAUAAAUGCCGCUAAAUGAAACUGCCCCAAUAUAUAUGAAAGCGAAGAGGAAAUACUGUACGUAAACUCAUAUCCAAAAGGUGGAACCAUUAAACUCUGGCUCGAGUUUCACAUCGGAAACUUUUUCAUGUUGUACUUCAUGUACAUUGACGCCGCAGCUAUGUCGAUGAUAUCUCAUGGCUUUAAAAGCAGCAAGCAAGACUUCACAUUUGGGCCAUGGAAAGUCACCUCAGCAAAAACCCAUAUAAUGAAAUCUAAAGAUAUCGAGCAGUUAGCUGAGGAGAUGCACAUGCCGUCUCUCCCAGAGAUGCUUUUUGGAGACAACGUGCUGCGCAUUCAGCACACCGACGGCUUCGGCAUUGAGUUCAAUGCUAUCGACGCCCUCAAGCGCGUCAACAAUUUACAACACUCGGUACAAGUGGCAUGUGCCCAGGAGUGGCAGGAAAGCAGAGCCGAUUCUGAGCACAAGGACGUAGUAAAGCAUUAUGACUGGACGUAUACAACAGAUUACAAAGGGACGUUGCUUGGUGAAGACCUGCAGAUAAAGGUGUCUGCUACAUCAGAUCGGAUAGACCUGGAGAAACUGAAAGCUCGGGAGCAGAUCAUGUUCUUCGAGGAUGUGUUGUUGUUUGAGGAUGAGCUCCAUGAUCAUGGUGUAUCUAUGAUUAGUGUGAAAAUUAGAGUGAUGCCCACUAGUUUCUUUGCGCUGCUGCGCUUCUUCCUGAGAGUGGAUGGAGUUUUGAUUCGGAUCAACGACACACGGCUCUAUCACGAGGCUGGGAAAAACUACAUGCUGCGGGAGUUCAGCUCACGAGAAAGUAAAGUAUCAGCACUUCAGCAUGUUCCUCCUGCCUUGUACACAGAACCUAAUGAGAUUGUUCAGCAUUUACCACUGACCAUCAUGGAGUGCGAGAAACUCGAAUUCCCAGAGCAACAGCCACCAACCGAGUCUCCACAGUGACCCAUAGAUUACGCGUCAAACCUCAGAGUGCUGAUCUAGGACCAGUCUGUUGCAGCUUUCUGACUACAACCACAGUAUAUGCACCCAGAUCAGCAUUCAGACAUUGAGACUUUUGAUGCCUGUGAACCCAGAAAUGGAGCUAUAACAAGCUGCAGGUCUGUAUCUUCCUAGAAGUCCAUCAGUCCAUCAGCUCUCUUUAAAAACUUUUAUAAGGAAUCAAACACUUACUGUAUGCCUCAGUCACUGUUACUGGAUCAUUAAAUCUGUUUGAGUUGUAUUCACACACACACAAUGUAACCAAAAUGUCAAAGAUUGAUUACGAUGAUAAUAACAGGGAUUUUUUUUUUUUAUGAAACCAGUAGAAAGAGACACGUUUUGUUGGUUGAUUAUUGGUCUGAGGUGUGUUGAAAUACAAGAAUUGAAAAGUGUUUGUGUAAUGGUCACUCUUCUAUGUGUUUGUGUUUUACAUAAAUAAAUCAGAAAAUAAAGAGGUAAUGUAAAUAAUAGAAACAAAAUCCUUGAUUUUUUUUAAUCAGUCUGUAGUUAUGGUUGUAAUUGUCAAAUUAUAAAUAAGAGUUCUGAAAAAGAAAUGAUUCAGCGGGUGGGGCUAGAUAAGAGCUCAGCUUAUAUCAUCACCAUAUAAAUUCAAAGCUGUUGAUGUCAAAUGUGCAAUUACAGAGUACACAGAUUCACACCUGCGUGCUGAGCAAACUAGAUAUACAACACAGCCAGUAAUGAUAACAUACAGGAUCACAUUCAUUAAGGCUUCUAGUGUGGAACGACCAAAAACCUGCAGCUCAUCUGUUUUAUUCAAUGUUGACAUCAGAGAAGUUUACAUGCACAGUUUCUUAUUGAUCACAACUCAUAAUAUCUUUUUCCUCGAAUAUAUUGCAUGUUUCGCAUAAAUUUGUUCAAAUUUUCUAUGUACAUAUACAGAACAGUUCUAUCAUUUAUAUUAAGAUAAAUUAGACAAUGUAUUAAUGUAAAGGCUUUACACUAUUGUUUUUUUUGUUUGUUUGUUUGUUUUUUUAAAAAAAACAAUUUACUGACAAUUUUGAAAAACAACACAAAAAGGAAUAAUAACGCAUGCACUGUAAGAAAGAGUAAUAUGGACAGUUUUGCAGCUGAUGAAAAGCAGACACAUGGUAUAUUCUUGCGAAGGACAUUCCAUAAUCUGUGCUCCAUUAAUAGGAAGUCAAUUCAC
Ictalurus furcatus (blue catfish) is the source of this 2280-nucleotide messenger RNA. It is a transcript of the gene tiprl, whose product is annotated as TIP41, TOR signaling pathway regulator-like (S. cerevisiae). NCBI's taxonomy places the organism in Eukaryota, Metazoa, Chordata, Actinopteri, Siluriformes, Ictaluridae. The record is from RefSeq and is a predicted model, not a curated record. The transcript has 8 exons. Gene Ontology annotation, biological process: TOR signaling. Gene Ontology annotation, cellular component: cytosol. The coding region runs from base 243 to 1076 and encodes 277 amino acids.